AUGCCUGUAACAAAAAGCGGGUUUCCGUCCAUACCAAAUGUGUGCGCUUCUUUUAUACCUGCUCAACCUUUGGAUCGUGAUCAACCAAACGGACGACCGCAAUGGCGCUUUACAGUUUUCGCUCAGGACGAAGGUGGCGAGGGACUAGUGGGCUAUGCUGACGUACAAGUUAAUUUGAAGGACAUCAACGAUAACGCCCCAAACUUUCCCCAAGGCGUCUACUUUGGCAACGUCACCGAGAACGGCACUGCUGGCAUGGUGGUGAUGACAAUGACAGCUGUAGACUAUGAUGAUCCGAAUGAAGGAUCAAAUGCGAAACUUGUAUAUUCCAUUGAGAAGAAUGUGAUUGAAGAGGAAACUGGUUCACCGAUAUUUGAAAUAGAACCAGACACAGGCGUCAUCAAGACUGCCGUAUGCUGUUUGGAUCGUGAGCGCACACCGGACUAUUCAAUACAAGUAGUAGCGAUGGAUGGCGGGGGGUUAAAGGGCACGGGGACGGCUUCAAUACGUGUAAAAGAUAUCAACGAUAUGCCGCCGCAGUUUACGAAAGACGAGUGGUUCACCGAAGUUGAUGAAACGGAUGGCACGUCUUUGCCCGAGAUGCCUAUACUCACAGUAACUGUGCACGAUGAGGAUGAAACAAACAAAUUUCAAUACAAAGUUAUCGACAACAGUGGUUAUGGCGCCGAUAAGUUUACAAUGGUGCGCAACAAUGAUGGCACAGGUUCGCUGAAAAUCGUGCAACCUCUGGAUUACGAAGACCAACUACAGAGCAAUGGCUUCCGCUUCCGCAUACAAGUCAAUGAUAAGGGUGAAGACAACGACAACGACAAAUACCAUGUAGCCUACUCAUGGGUUGUGGUAAAAUUGCGCGACAUCAACGACAAUAAACCGCACUUUGAACGUGCCAAUGUAGAAGUAUCCGUAUUUGAAGACACCAAAGUCGGCACAGAGCUGGAGAAAUUUAAGGCCACCGACCCCGAUCAGGGUGGCAAGAGUAAAGUCUCAUACUCGAUCGAUCGUUCCUCAGAUCGGCAGCGGCAAUUUGCCAUCAAUCAAAAUGGUUCUGUGACAAUACAACGGUCGCUAGAUCGCGAAGUAGUGCCGCGACACCAAGUUAAAAUAUUAGCAAUUGAUGACGGUUCACCACCAAAAACGGCUACAGCCACUCUUACGGUGAUUGUGCAGGAUAUAAACGAUAAUGCACCGAAAUUCUUGAAGGACUACCGGCCGGUAUUGCCAGAGCAUGUGCCCCCAAGGAAAGUGGUCGAAAUAUUGGCUACAGACGAUGAUGAUCGCUCGAAAAGUAAUGGGCCACCAUUCCAAUUUAGGUUGGACCCCAGUGCCGAUGAUAUUAUAAGGGCAUCUUUCAAAGUGGAACAGGACCAAAAGGGCGCUAAUGGCGAUGGCAUGGCUGUUAUUUCCUCUCUCCGCUCCUUCGAUCGUGAGCAACAAAAGGAGUACAUGAUCCCCAUUGUUAUUAAGGACCAUGGCUCACCGGCGAUGACCGGCACUAGCACACUCACUGUCGUCAUCGGCGAUGUCAACGACAAUAAAAUGCAACCAGGAUCUAAAGACAUUUUCGUGUAUAACUAUCAAGGUCAGUCUCCAGACACGCCGAUUGGCCGCGUGUACGUUUAUGACCUAGACGAUUGGGAUUUGCCUGAUAAGAAAUUCUACUGGGAGUCUCAAGAACAUCCUCGUUUCAAGUUAGAUGAAGACUCUGGCAUGGUAACAAUGCGAGCUGGUACGCGCGAAGGACGUUAUCACUUGCGCUUCAAGGUUUACGAUCGCAAACACACCCAAACUGAUGUGCCAGCAAAUAUAUCGGUAACAGUGCGUGAAAUCUCUCAUGAAGCUGUAAUCAACUCAGGCUCUAUACGUGUUGCCGGCAUUACUGAUGAAGACUUCAUACGCGUCUGGAACUAUCGCACACAGAGCUUGAGUCGCUCUAAAUUGGAUCGUUUCCGUGACAAGCUGGCCGACUUGCUGAACGCAGAUCGCGAGAACGUGGAUAUUUUCAGUGUGCAACUCAAGCGCCGCCAUCCACCACUUACCGAUAUACGCUUUUCGGCGCAUGGCUCUCCCUACUACAAGCCAGUGCGUCUCAACGGUAUUGUUCUGAUGAAUCGCGAGGAAAUCGAAAAGGAUGUGGGCUUUAAUAUCACAAUGGUUGGCAUUGAUGAAUGCUUAUACGAAAACCAGAUGUCUGAGGGUUCCUGUACGAACACGUUGGACAUCAGCUCGUUGCCGUAUAUGGUUAACGCGAAUAAGACUGCCUUGGUGGGUGUGCGCGUAGACACUUUGGCUGAGUGUACUUGUGGCGCACGAAACUUUUCAAAACCAGAAUCUUGUCGUAACACACCUUGCUACAAUGGUGGACGCUGUGUGGACACGCGCUUUGGCCCGCACUGCUCGUGCCCAGCGGGUUACAAUGGUCCACGCUGUCAGCAGACUACGCGCAGCUUCCGCGGAAAUGGUUGGGCUUGGUACCCAUCGUUGGAGAUGUGCGACGAGUCACAUUUGAGUUUGGAGUUUAUCACACGCAAACCUGAUGGCCUUUUCAUUUACAAUGGUCCCAUUGUGCCUCCGGAGCGCGAGGAAAUGAUCAUCACUGAUUACAUUGCACUUGAGCUGGAACGUGGCUACCCGCGUUUGCUUAUAGACUUCGGCUCAGGUACUUUGGAAUUGCGUGUUAAAACUAAAAAGUCUCUGGAUGAUGGAGAAUGGCAUCGUAUUGAUGUCUUUUGGGAUACGGAAAAUGUGCGUAUGGUUAUAGAUUUUUGUAAGUCUGCGGAUAUUAGUGAAAUGGAAGAUGGCACACCACCGGAGUUUGAUGACAUGUCCUGCCAGGCGCGUGGGCAAAUACCACCGUUCAAUGAAUAUCUGAAUGUAAAUGGUCCACUGCAGGUAGGUGGCAUAUACCGUGACCUCUUUGACCCCUCGCUCUACUUCUGGCAUUAUGCGCCCAACGCAAAAGCCUUUGAUGGCUGCAUACGUAAUUUAGUAUUCAAUUCUAAACUCUAUGACUUGGCGCAUCCUGGACUUUCACGCAACAGCGUCACAGGUUGCCAACAAACGGAAGAAGUUUGCUCACAGUCGGAGCAAACGGCACGCUGUUGGGAACAUGGCAACUGUGUUGGCUCGCUUUCAGAAGCACGCUGCCAAUGCCGACCCGGAUGGACUGGUCCUGCUUGUAACAUACCCACCAUACCUACCACCUUCAAGCAACAGAGCUACGUUAAAUAUGCGCUCAGCUUUGAACCGGAUCGUUUUAGCACGCAAAUUCAAUUGCGUUUCCGUACGCGCGAGCAACACGGGGAACUGUUUCGCGUUUCAGACCAACAUAACCGCGAAUAUGGAAUUUUAGAAAUUAAGGACGCACGUCUACACUUCCGCUACAAUCUCAAUUCGCUGCGUACGGAGGAGAAAGAUUUAUGGUUGAACGCGGUCGUGGUAGAUGAUGGUCAGUGGCAUGUUGUGCGUAUUAAUCGUUAUGGCUCUGCAGCGACACUGGAGUUGGAUGGUGGCGAAGGACGUCGCUACAACGAGACGUUUGAAUUUGCUGGGCACCAGUGGCUAUUGGUUGACAAACAAGAGGGUGUUUAUGCUGGCGGAAAAGCUGAAUAUACGGGCGUGCGAACGUUCGAAGUGUAUGCGGACUACCAAAAGAGCUGCCUGGAUGAUAUCAGGCUGGAGGGCAAGCAUUUGCCUUUACCACCGGCUAUGAAUGGUACGCAAUGGGGUCAAGCCACUAUGGCACGGAAUCUUGAAAAGAAUUGCCCUUCCAAUAAACCUUGCUCGAAUGUCAUAUGUCCGGAACCGUUCGAAUGUGUGGACCUAUGGAACGAAUAUGAAUGCACGUAAGUAGUGCACUAGUUUAAUUUACU
Messenger RNA from Rhagoletis pomonella (apple maggot), 3890 nucleotides. RefSeq names its product neural-cadherin. The record is from RefSeq and is a predicted model, not a curated record. The transcript has 4 exons. NCBI's taxonomy places the organism in Eukaryota, Metazoa, Arthropoda, Insecta, Diptera, Tephritidae. Bases 1 to 3867 code for a protein of 1288 amino acids. Gene Ontology annotation, cellular component: cell-cell junction; plasma membrane. Gene Ontology annotation, biological process: homophilic cell-cell adhesion. Gene Ontology annotation, molecular function: calcium ion binding.